Dentiscutata erythropus is the source of this 401-nucleotide messenger RNA. The record is from the annotation of a GenBank genome assembly. NCBI's taxonomy places the organism in Eukaryota, Fungi, Glomeromycota, Glomeromycetes, Diversisporales, Gigasporaceae.
AUGACUGAAAGUAAUAAUAUUGAAUUAGUGUUAAAGCAACAGAAUGUGAUUGAUUCAUAUUCAGAAUGUCCAAUUAUCACUUAUGAGAUUGCGAAAAAAUUGGGUUUCGAAAAAGAUAAAAGUUUACCCAUUACCGAUAAAGUGGUAUUUGAUAUUGUUAAGCAAGUAUUAGAUAAAAAAAUCCAGAUUUCUCUCUGCCAAUUACUGGAGAUAGUGAAACCCGAGAUUCAGCAGGAUAUUAUAAACUUGAUAGCAAACCCAGAUAUUUCUCAGAGAAAUUGUACACUAUCUGAGGCUAAAAGAAAAAAAACAAUUUUUAACGAUACCGCAUCUGAGUCCUCGUCUGAAUCUUCAUCCCCAUCUGAGUCUGGGUCCAACUCUAAAUGGGAUAAAAGCAAUUA